GGUUUUUAGUUAAAACUAACAAAUGCUAUAAGAACUUAAAGAAAUCAGGAUUUCAACAUUAAAUUAAAACACUGAUUCUUCUUUCCUCUUCAGGGCCAUGCCCAUGAAUGUUUUACUAAAAUAAUAAUAAUAUUAAAUAAUAUGUUUAUUAUUACUUUAGAUAAUGAAGUGCUUCCUAUAUGUAUAUAUAUAUAUAUAUGGUUUAACUAACAAGUCCCCCGUGAGCAUUAAUUAAGCUAUCAGGUGGCAACAGUAUAUCACCAUUAGCAACACAGAUUGUUUGGGUCAUUACUAUUAGCACUCCUGAGUGUAAAUAUGAAAUUGUGUUAGAUACUUAUAUGUAUAAAUUAUGGAUGACUUUUACAUUGUGCAAAACUGAUUUGUUUUCAGAUUUAUAGUAGUGUCUAUUUCCAGAAGUUGACCAAGUUUGAAAUAAUAAAAGGAGGAUAACUGAAAUAAAGCACCAUUAAUACACCUGACUGGAUGAUGUCUCAAGCAAGAUGGAGUUGGAACCAUGAAAAAAAAGGGCUACAGUUGAUUAGUAAACAUAGCUAUAUGCCAGAACAAAUUGUUAAACAGAAUACCAUGUUGUCAAAGAAAACAAACCUGACAAGAAGUGUUUAUUGGAACCAAAGAAUGGAAUUGUCAACUAGAAUUAACAAAACUGCAGCAUCUGAUAAAGGUCAAGAUUUUGUCAAUGGAGAAGAUCCAACACCAAACCAGAAAAUAGUUACUGUAGAGGAUAUCGUUGAUGUUAGCUUGAAGCUGAUAAUUCCUGAAGAAAAUUCCUUACUUAGAAGAAAACUUCGAAAAGUGUGUAGGUUGCCAGUAUUUAGAUCAUUUAUUGUGGCUGUUUUGCAGUAUUUUCACUACUAUCUCCUGAUUCAGGCUUGGGAACAGAGCAUAACGCAGCCAUUGGAAGGGGGGAUUAAGAAACUGGAUGAAAAAUUUGAACCAGCAGAUUUACAAAGAAAACUUGAAAUUUGUCAGCUUCGCAUUGCUCAUAUGUAUAGUCAGCUGUUGUUAGGAAUGAGAUCUCAUCAGCAGGCUCAUGCAGGAUUAGGAAGAGCUGGUAAGUCUACUGAGAAAGAAAAGAAUACCUUUGAGAUUCUUUAUAAACUUCUGACUGAAGCUGUGUGGAUAACCUUUAGCCGAACUCAAAAAGAAUGUAUAGAGAGAGAAAUAGGAAGGUUAAUGAGAUCAGAAGUCUUCAACAGAUCUGCAAGAGUACAGAGUUAUUCAUCAAAAGUUGAACAGAAAAAAGAAGGAAGUUGUCAUCUGACAAAAUCUCUAGGGAAAGAAAAAAUAAGACAUAUCCCAAGGCAUAUAAUGUUAAGUCAAAGAUCACCAAUAAUCGACAGCCUGCUUCCACAUCCAAAAACCAAAAGCUCAUUUUUAUUUUCAAGCAAGAUGAAUUGUAACACAAGCUCACAUCAAAGACCAGUUGUUUCAGACGUACAUCUGAUAGAUGUUCAGAGCAUAGGAAUCCUUGGUGACGAUCUAAACCACUACAACGGAUUACUAGAGCCCGUUACUAACACAUUGCAAGAAGAGCCUGCAGUGAUGGCGCCCUCUAGCGAGCUAAAAUGAAAUUGUAACAACUUAAAAAACAAUGCUCUUGUUCGUCCUUUGUAAUCUAAUAAAUAAUAAAAAUUAUUGAGAUAUGUA
Messenger RNA from Limulus polyphemus (Atlantic horseshoe crab), 1668 nucleotides. RefSeq names its product protein phosphatase 1 regulatory subunit 36-like. Gene Ontology annotation, molecular function: phosphatase binding. The record is from RefSeq and is a predicted model, not a curated record. Bases 484 to 1590 code for a protein of 368 amino acids. The transcript has 15 exons. Gene Ontology annotation, biological process: negative regulation of phosphatase activity. NCBI's taxonomy places the organism in Eukaryota, Metazoa, Arthropoda, Merostomata, Xiphosura, Limulidae.